GAAGAACCAAUCAGAUCAAGAGUUGAGGAGAGGUGUCCGGACAUGUACAGAAUGUACACGUGCUGCCUCGUAAGGUAACGUACGUUUAUUUUAACUCGAUAUUUGUGCUUUUUAAUCUAAAACUGAUUGUUUUCAGUCAUAUUUAAUAUCCGUCUUUAGGAAAUAUGUUUGCUGGCGCAGAUUUCUUCGUGUAGCCCCAAAGAAUUUGAGGCUCUAAAACAUUACUCCGGACUUCGUUGAAACUAUUCACAAUUACGCUCAGGCUGGGCUACAUUUAGUCUAAGACAUUUCUUAAAUCGUGUCACUCCGCUGUUUGGAAACUCAGAGGAGUCUCUUGUCAAAUCGGCUCUGAUAAAACCGACCAAACACCUUGUUCUUCAAUAAUAAACGCGUUUUAAACAGCAGUGUGGUCGUGUAUAAGGCUCCGCUCACGCAGCUGUCCAACACGGCCUGCACAAAGAAACAGACAUGUGGAACAUAAUAAUGACUUUUAAAUGAAGUUGUACUGUAUUUAAACGUAGCCGUAUUAACCACAGUAGUCCACUCUUGGCUGAUUUUGGUUUAAGUAGUUUCACAAGCAAAUGUUAGUUAUGGCAAAAGAGAUUUCACAAAACGGUCGAUAUUUUGAAUGGAGUUUGGUGGGUAGGACAUCUUGACAUGUGGCACAUUUUGUAACAGGGUUGUAAUCUGAAUGUAAAUCUACUUGUUUUUACGCUGUAAACUAUAUCAAGGUAGACAGUUGUAUUAGUGAAUGAACCCAGAGUUUUCCAGUUUACUACUACAGAAGUGGUGUAUAAGUUUGUUUAUGAAGCACAUUGAAAAACAACGAAACGUUGACCAAAGUGCUGUUCAGUAAAAAUUAAAAAGCAAUAAAAACAGACAAUUAACACGAACAAUCACACAAAGACACGGGACCCCAUUGAAAAAACAGGGAGACAUAGAUGGUUCAAUAAAAACAUGACUGUAUUAUUAUUUGUUAUUGUCAAUCACCUAACCCUGACAGUCAGAUACUUCUGCAUGGCUGCUUCCACCAUGUGUUUUAAGGCCUGACAGGGGGGCUAUUUUUUGAGUCAGUUAGUCUAUUUUUGUUGCCAAACCGACAUUUCACCCUCUCAUCGUGUUGCUUGUUAAAGUACACACGUGUUGUGGUGAAAUUACACAAGAUUUUGCAACAACUCCAGGGAAUAAGGAGGUUUGUCUUUGCACCUUUUUUUUGACAGUGCUUCAUUUAUUUGUUGGUGGUCCAUUCCCUUCAAUUUCUUUCUUUUUUUGAACAUAUUUCGUUUUAUUUUCAUGUGGUCAAACUUAAGUCAUAUUAACACAAACACAUAAAUUCAGGACAAGCAGAAAAAAAGAGGAUUUUCUGUUUAAAAGUAAAUAAUAAAUAAAUAACACCCAAAGUGUAACGUAGUGUCUGUUCAGUAUCAAAAUCAUAUUCAUAUAGUUUUUCUUAUCUGUAUCUCAGGAAAGGGUAACAUCAAACAAAGUAUUUAUGGUAAUAAAUAAAAAGUAACGCUGGUUGAUUUGGCCUCUGGUAGUGAAAUAAACAUAGGAAGAAAAAAGAGAGUUAAAAAUUUUAUAUAUAUAUAUAUAUAUAUAUAUAUAUAUGCACGUACGUACAAAAAAGAGAAAAAGAAAAGGGAAGAGAAAAAGAAAAGGAAAAAAAUGUUCAUGACUGUAUAAAUACAAUGCAUACAAUAAAAAUUUGGUAUUAUACCAGUUAAAAGUAAAUAGACAAAUAAAUUCAUCGGCACAUCCCUGUACACAUAAAUAAUCAUAUUCAGUUGAACUAUAAAUCAUACAUUCAACAUAACCAAUCAAUCAAUUCUCUUCUACCCCUAAUAAAAGAGAGGGAAAAUAAAUAAAUAAGGAAUGAUAGGGCAUCAUAUAUGCAGCCUCAGUUAACAAAGUUCUGGCCUUAAUUCAAAACUAGCACCCAAGUUCAUAUAUCUACAAAAGUACAUAUGCAUAUACGUGCACACAUCGACGUGUGAACCAACCCAUCAACACAUGUCUACAUGGACGUACGUAUGAAACUAAUUAAAGAAGUAGAGGCGAGACAACUCAUAAUCAAGCUGGCGUGCUGAUCUCAUCUCACCCAUCCUUCAACAAGAUAAAUACCCUGUGUUCAUUAAAAGUACAAACCUGGAGGAAUCACGUUGAUAUAUUGCAAUAGUCUGUUCAGUUUCUUUCUUCUAAUCGGUGUUUUUUUUCCUGUUCCUUCUUCAGAAAUGACCUCCAUAUCAGCUGCGUUGGUUGACGAUGGCAGAGCGGUCAAAAAGGACCAAAGCCGGCUCACGGGGGCUUCUCAGCAAUUACCGUUUUCUGUGUAAGAGAGCCAUGAUGCUUCGCGCUUUGGAGAGCGCCAGAGCCACGAGGAAACACCAACAGAAGAUUUUCAUCGCCAACAUGAAGAGGAAAACUACAGACAAACUCACUGAAACAACAGACACAGAUAAACUGGUUAAAAAGAGUAAAUCAAGCUCAGAACGGCCCGCUGAAAACAAAAAGACUGACGUUUCAGAACCAGGACUCUCUGAACCUAAAGCUCCUGAUCAGCACAGUUCAGCCACAGUCCUCAGAGACAGCUGGGAGGUGGACAGCGGGUUCUCCUCUGAGGCGAGUCCUCCAGCGAGUGGGCGGAGCUCACCGUGCCUGAGCGUGUGCUCGACCACGGUGGUGGCGUUGGACUGUGAGAUGGUGGGGACGGGGCCUGGAGGGUGCUGCAGUGAGCUGGCGCGCUGCAGCAUCCUGGACUACCACGGUAACGUACUGUACGAUAAAUACGUCCGACCCAGACAGCCCGUCACGGACUACAGGACUCGCUGGAGCGGCAUCAGAAGGCAUCACCUGUACGACGCGACGCCCUUCAACCAGGCCAGGGAGGAGGUGAGACUGACACGCAGUUUGAAGUUUUAAUGAAGAGUUUUUCUGUUCGCUGAGGUUCCUGUUUGAGUCGUUUUCUCCCUAAAAAGACAUCACUACAAAUUUAAACCAUCAGGAUUAGAUCAGGAUCCUGUCGAGCCGAGCAGACACUCCCGAUUAUUUAUUAUCGCCUUUUUCUCCCGGGUAAAUUUAUUCACCUUUCGCUCUCUUCCUGCAGAUUCUCAGCAUCCUGGAGGGAAAAGUAGUUGUCGGCCACUCCGUCUACAACGACUUCGCAGCUUUGGACCUCGUCCAUCCGGCGCACAUGGUCAGAGACACCAUCUCCACGCGUCUCCUCAGCAGGUUGCCUGAUGUCCCUCGAGGGAAACGCUCUCUGAAAAUCUUAGCGCGUAAACUGCUGAACAGAAGAAUACAGGUGAGACACUGUGAUUAUGAAACAUCUGUACAGUAGGACUUUAGGGAGCAGUCAGUGGAGUCUGUUGACCAUCCUUGACCCUCUUGUCUUUGUCCUCUGCCAAGGUGGGAAAAAAAGGUCACUGCUCGGUGGAGGACGCCCAAGCCGCCCUCGACCUCUACAAGCUGGUGGAAAGAGAGUGGGAGGAGCAGGAGGAGGAAAAAAUGAGAGACGAUGCCAACGCUCCACAAACGCCGAACUUUGCUGCUUCGAACCACUACAUGCAGGACGAGUACUGGCCGGAGGAUGUCAUCGCUGACAGCCAAUGAGAACGGAGUAUUUAAAGAGAGAGGGGCGUUACCUCAACAAACUCCUGGUUUACGAAACUAUUACUAAUGUGAACACACGACAUACUAACAGUACAGUUGAGAUUUAAGUGUUAAAACUGUAUUUAAGAGGAUUGUGAUCAAACUGCAUCACUUAUUGAAAAAUAACUUAUUGAUUUUAAACAUGUUAAACAUGGUUUGAGUGUUUCAGCUUUUUUGCUGUGAACCUGAAUUCUGCAUGAACAGAUGUUGGUUUUUUCACACUGUCGUAAUGAAAGUGUGAGAAGUUCAGGCUCCUGAAGUUUGGUGCUGAUGUUAUGAUGUUCAGAAGUCGUGUAAAGGGAGAUGAACCUUCUGGUUAUUAUGAGACAUGAAUGUGGUUUAAGCUGCUGUUUUGGAAAAUAACAUUAUUCUCCAGGAUGUUGUUUUAAAAUGUUUAUUAACAUGAAAAUACAUCAAAAGAUGUUCAGAGCAUCUUUAAAAGUUACAGGUUUGAAACGUAUUUACAGAGAAACUUUGACAAAAACAAAUUUACACAGUUUUAUUCUCAUGUUUGUAAAGCAGCUGUGCUGUUGUAACUCAUUACCUCUUCAUGUUGCUCUGAAAUAUCAACAUUAAAGUUCAUGAUGAAAUCAA
Messenger RNA from Xyrichtys novacula (pearly razorfish), 4242 nucleotides. The record is from the annotation of a GenBank genome assembly. NCBI's taxonomy places the organism in Eukaryota, Metazoa, Chordata, Actinopteri, Labriformes, Labridae.